Molecule: messenger RNA, 4378 nt
Organism: Salpingoeca rosetta
Lineage: Eukaryota; Choanoflagellata; Craspedida; Salpingoecidae
Exons: 8
Coding region: 74-4378 (1434 amino acids)
Molecular function (GO): protein binding
Source: RefSeq, a predicted model, not a curated record
CAGCGCAGCCCGAUAUGGGAUCUUUGAUGCGACAGCAAAAAUUGUAGUGACAGGACUCCAGCCAGCUGUGACGAUGCUCCUCCUGCUGCUCCUUCUGCUGCUGCUGUUGGGUCCUCACCGCAGCACCUGCACCGUCGCCAACCGUGUUCGUCGUGGAGAUGUACCAAGUGCACCGCCACAGAAUGUGAGCGUCAACUUUCACAGCGCUGGAUCUGAGACGGCAUUCACCCUGACGUGGGAUCCCCCAAGUGCAGAUACAACCAACGGGGACAUCACCGGGUACUCGCUGCGCAUUCAGCCCGCUGGUCCAAGCCCACCGUCCUGGCUGUACGGCUCAUCUGCCAGCGACUCGUUCCUCGGCGUCGAAGAGGUUGUUGCCGCCAACCCCACCUCGUAUUCCCUAUCGGCAAGCGAUGCGUACCCAUUUGCCCAGUACCAAAUCGUGCUCGCAGCAAUCAACAGCGCUGGCAUGGGCCCGGUGAGCCUCAGCACGUUUUCACGGCCCUCGGGGCCGCCGUCCGGACAGCCGCGGUCGGCUUCGGCUUUGCUUGUCAACUCGGACCAGCGGAUCGAGUUUCCGCCCAUCGCCGACCAGGUCACUGUGCAGUGGACGGCACCGGCGGGCCUGUGGGUGGCCAACACGCCGCUGCAGGCCUUUGACAUUGACGCCAUUCCAAACCCAGAGAGCACUACAACGAGCGACAUCAUUUCCACGCGCGUGCAGGUCACGUGGGACAGUUCGCAGCCCACGGACCAGCGGUUUGAGGCGACCAUCACCGGCCUCACCCCCGCCACGCAGUACCUCGUCCGCGUGUACUCUAUCGGGCGUGGCGGCGACCGCAACGACGAUUCCGGGCUCGCUGUCAUCACCACGCGCGCAAGCGUACCCUCCAUUGCGCCCACUGGGCUUCGCCUGGAUAACCGGUCGGCAACAACGCUGGCAGUCUCGUGGGAUGCGCUGGAUACAGCCACCCCUGGCACCAACGGCGACAUUGUCGGCUAUGGUGUGCAGGCGGUGCCCAGCGCGGGUCAGGACGCUUCGUGCAUCGCAGUCGCCUGCGCGCCGCCCGCACAGUGCCAGGGCGAGACGUGGUGCGCCUUUGGGGCGUGCAUGUACACGGCGCUGCCAGACACCACGCUGUGCGAUGACGGCAGAGCAGACACGAUUGGCGACAGGUGCGUCGAUGGCCAUUGUGUCGGAGAAGUGUACGGUGCGCACGCAACAGUCGUCCCCGUCCCGCGCCACCUGAGCCACGACCAGCAGAGCUACGGCGCAGGGUACAUGCCGCGGCUUGGGGAGUGGUGGUACCCGUAUUGGGCAGUGGCCAGGAUCGACCGCCUGACCGGUGACGGGCGCUUCUUAGGGUCGUUUGACACGCCAGACAACACGCGGGAAAUGAAGCAGGUGUGGGGCGAGCCAGACUCGCUGUACUACUACACGGCAAGCUUCUCCAACCACUGCCGCAAGCUUGGCCCGUUCCCGACCAGCGCCGUUGUGUGGACAUACACGCCGCAGCCCUCGCGCCCCGUUGGCGGUGUGGCCACAGACGCCGCGUUUGCGUACUGCAUCCAGACAUCGCGAGCAACGGUGCACGUGGUCAACAAGGACACUGGCACGCGCAACCACACGUUUGACCUGACGGGCGGGGAGAUUGGUGAUCUACACGGGGUGUUUGCCGUGGUGAAGGACAAGCUGUACUACGGCACAGGCAACCGCAUCUACCGCCACAACCUCAGCAACGGCGCCUUUGACGGGUUUAGGAUUGACGUGCCCAUUGAGCGCAUGUACUCGUCCGCGUUCACGGGGCGCGACCUCUGCCUCAGCGACAACAACAACAACAUCUACUGCUACCAGGUUGUCACGCACACCAUCUGGCCAGAGGCCUCUGCGCCGCAGCUGCUCAAGGACACCGCCCAAUCGUAUUCUCUCAUUGUCACCGACACCGGCAAUGCCGCUGCAGGCUUCCUUCCCUGGCUCAACCAGUACUGGUUUGUGCCAUUCGCGUCAACAUCCGUGCUGCGCUACAGCGCGGAUGGCAGUGCCAUCGACUCAGCCCACUCCGUGCCCGUCACCAACGUCCGCCAGUUGUGGGCCGACGCACACAGCGAGCACAUCUACCUCGUCAAUGAGACCAGCGUGCUGAAGUAUCAUGAGCCAACGGGUGCCAUGGCAUGGCAAGCCGCAGUCGGAGACGGGGAUCUCGCUGGCGUGACGCAGCACGACGGCCUCGUGUACGCAGCGACGGAGCUUGGAGACACGCUCUUCGUCCUGAGUGCGAUUGAUGGAUCGUCAAUGUCUUCGCUGACCCUCGUGGACUCGGCCUCCAACACCUUGUCGCUGUCGUGCAAAGGCCUCGCUGCCACCCACGGCAUCAUCUUCCGCAUCUCCGCGGCCACGGUCAUCAGCUUUGACGUGGUGACGGGUGAGCGUGCCGCCAUCGCCUUCAACAUUGGCUUCGUGCCCUUCAACACCGUGUUUAAUGGCCGCGACCUCUGCUUCAGCGCAGAGUCUGUGCCUCUCCGCUGCUUCCCCCUUCUGUCCGGAAACGUGUACACGCCCGCCGCCGACGGCAAUCCACCUCUGCUGUCGGGCUCAUCGGUGCUCACGCAAAGCGAGAACGAGCAGCUCUCGCUGCUGCUGCCAGGCCGUGUGUUCACGCGCUGCUAUUCUGCUUCUGCGACAGAAGGGUUUGCUGUGUCCUUCCUCAGCACGUGCGCCAACACAGGUCCGGCUGUUGUUGUGGUGCGGGCAACAAGCGGGCGUGUGUUUGGCGGCUUUGCGAACACCGUGUGGCCGCAGACGUACGGCUGUCAUCGCGACACGCGUGCGUUUCUCUUCACCAUCCACAACGGGCGCGUGUACAGAACGGAUGAGGACGUGACUGCCCCUUCCUGCGCUGUCACCUUGCGCGACUUUCCCUGCCCCUCUUUCGGUGACGGCCCUGAUUUGGCGUUUGGGCCCGGGUGCAUGAACGGCACAGCAACGGCGUCUGCGUUCCACAUCGCCCACAACGUUGGGGCUGGGGAGUACACGGACACGUGGCUUGCCGGGUCGUCGUCGUUUGACGUGGAUGCGCUCGAGGUGUUUGCCAUGACGGAGGAGGUGGCUGACCCCUGCGCAGAUGUGCAGUGCCCACAGUCGCCGUGUCUGCUCUCCAGCUACUGUUCCCACGGUGCGUGUGUGUCCACGCCCGUUGCAGACGGCCUGCCCUGUGACGACGAUGAUGCAAGCACCGGCGGCGACGUGUGCCGUGGUGGCGUCUGCACGGGCACGCCCCACUUUGCCACCACCACUGCGCUGACAAUCGACGGCCUGCACCCUUCGCGAGCGUACGAUGUGCGGGUGCGGGCAUACACGAGUGUUGGCAGCGGGCCGUGGAGUGCUGCGCUUCAGGGGAUGACGCGCGUGGGACCGCCGAGCCAGGACGCAACCGAGGUUGUUGUGGACGAUGUCACAAACACGACCAUCACCCUGUCCUGGCAUGAACCGCCGCCUUCAACUGUCAACGGCGAACUCACAGGAUACAAGGUUGUGUAUGUUGCAGCCGAUGGUUUGAGCGACGCUGUUGCCACAGAUAUAGACACGCGCACGGUGACGUUGCGGCGGCUGCGGCCGUUCACCACGUACACCAUCUACGUCCGAGCCGUCAACCAGGCGGGUGCAUCGGCGGAUAUGCGCAACACGACGGUGAAGACCGCGGAGGCCAUCCCCGGUCCACCGUCCAAUGUGCAACUGGUGCGGGAGAGCAGCCAGGAGCAGGUGGGUGGUGUUCGUGUGCAUUGGCAGCCACCCGAAGACCCCAAUGGCGUCGUCCUCCGCUAUGUCAUCUACUACGCAGAGUUGGGUGGUGUGUGGCUGUGGGCGGAGACACCCUCUGGGGAGGACCGAUCUCACCUGCUGACCAAUGUCCUCACGCCGCUCGUCCUCGUCUCAGCCGCGACCUCCGUUGGGGAGGGCCCGCGUGCAACCGCUGCUGUCCCGCUCCUGCCAGUGCUCGAUGCCAUCCCCGACGGCGGUGGCGUCGCUGAAGGCACCGGGUGCUCGCCCCUCACGUCACCCCCGCCGGCAUCAGGUGGGAAUUCCCUUGCGUAUGAAAGGGCGCGAGCAACGGCGCGGGCGCGCGUGGACCGGUUUGGCAACGUGCGGUUCUGCACUGGUGACGCCGAGGGCAAUGCCGAUGCCGAUGCUGCUGCGGAUGAUGCUGCUGCAAGCCCGCGUGUGCUGCUGAACGGUGUGGACGUGGUUGGGGUGUCGGCAUCGGUGCAAGAGGAUGUGGUGCUGCGCUUGCGCGAGCAGGAGCUCAUUACAGCUCACACAGACCUUGACUCGAAACUGAGCAACUUGCUGCAGGUUGCUGCAGGAUUUGGCAGCAGGUGA